This is a messenger RNA of Aspergillus tanneri, 1005 nucleotides long. RefSeq lists its product as uncharacterized. Lineage: Eukaryota; Fungi; Ascomycota; Eurotiomycetes; Eurotiales; Aspergillaceae. Gene Ontology annotation, biological process: mitochondrial respiratory chain complex I assembly. The record is from RefSeq and is a predicted model, not a curated record. Gene Ontology annotation, cellular component: mitochondrion. Gene Ontology annotation, molecular function: S-adenosylmethionine-dependent methyltransferase activity. Bases 1 to 1005 code for a protein of 334 amino acids. The transcript has 2 exons.
AUGCGUCUCCCUCCCCUCCGUCGAUUCGCCACGCAAACCGGCAAUCCCGUCUGGGAGGUCUUCAAUCGUCGAGUCAAACAUCUGCAGAAAGACCGUGCUGCUCGUCACGUUGUCCAGAGCCGUCAGACAGACUAUCUGAAGGACGAGGUGGCUCUGCGUCUGUGUGAGCGGCUCCUCGAUAUCAAACGUCAUUUCCCCCGUGUGCUGGAUCUCGGAGCCAACAGCUGCAACAUCGCCCGCGCCCUAACCACUCCCAAUCCCGACCCGGACGAUCCCACCACGCCGCCGUUAUCCUCACGCAUCUCGCAAUUGACCUGUGUUGACACUUCGCAUGCCCUGCUGCAUCGGGACGCCGAUCAGCCUUUUAAUGAUGACCUCGCUCUUGAACGUCACGUCAUCCCGGACUUGGAGUCGCUGCCCUACGAACCCGAGAGCUUCAAUGCCGUGCUCUCGUCGCUCGCUAUUCACUGGGUCAACGAUCUGCCCUCGUUGCUGGCGCAGGUGAACUCGAUUCUCAAACCCGAUUCGCCGUUCCUGGCUGCCAUGUUCGGCGGGGAUACACUGUUUGAGCUGCGGUCGUCGUUGCAGCUGGCUGAGUUGGAGCGGCGCGGCGGCGUCAGUCCGCAUGUGUCGCCGCUGGCGGAUGUGCGCGACGUCGGUGGUCUGUUGAACAAGGCUGGGUUUAAGUUGUUGACUGUCGAUGUGGAGGAUAUCGUCGUGGAGUAUCCUGAUACCUUCGCGCUGAUGCAGGACCUGCAGGCCAUGGGCGAGAGCAGCGCCAUUCUGCAUCGCGAGCCGGGUCCCAUCUCGCGCGACGUGCUGCUGGCCAGCGAUGCCAUCUACCGUCAACUGCACCAGGAGGAGAGCGCCCGCGGGCUUCCGGCCACUUUCCGUCUCAUCUACAUGAUCGGAUGGAAGGAGGGAGAAGGACAAACGCAGCCGUUGACGCGGGGGAGUGGGGAGAUGAAUCUGAAAGAUCUUUUAGGAGGUGGUGAUUUUAAAUAA